ACUGAAAGAUUAAUAUUGGAGAAGUCAGUGGACAACUUGGAUGAAACUGUAGCUCCCAAUCUUGUCUCACAAUUUUACACUGCUAACCAGAGCUUGGGAUCUCAAGGGUCAUCAUCAAAAACCCAGCCAGCAUCCUCUCAGUUAGACUCAGAUUCCAGCAGGACUCUUGUGAACGAGUCACCCAAUUACUCAGUGGAAAAUUUCAAUGUUGCUGCUGAGCAACUUGGUGGAGAUAGCAAAAAUCAAACUGUCCCCUUGAAAAGCGACAAGUCGGAAGAAACUCUCCAGGAUGAUGAAAAUGAGGAAGAGGAUUCUGAUGAGGAGAUUGUUGGUCCGAGCCCUCAGCACACUCUACGGGGCAGUUCACAACUUCACUGUAGUAUUCCUUCCAGUUUUAAAUUUAUGCCCAAGCACAAACAGACUCACUCUAUGCUGGGGCUCAAAGUUGACAAGGUCCUUACAGAAAGUCUGAACAGUUCAUCUUUGAAAGAUGUGAAAUCAGUUUACAAAAAUGAUGAAGAUAACUUUAUUGAUGUGGACAUUCAAGACACAGCAGAAGAAGUGUUUGUAGAUUUAGAUGGGGCUUUGCAAGAGAUUGAUCGAAACACUUUAGUGGAUCCAAAUACAGAUUUUGCACAGGCUAAAACUGAACAAGAAGUGCAAGUAGAGCAAUCUUUCAUGGACAGCUUUGACAGGGUACCUAAGAAAGCUGUUGUCGAGUUCCCUCAUGUGCAGGUUGUAAGAAAGAAAGAUGACAGAAAAAAACUGGAAGGGUUUAGUUGUCAGGAAUGUUAUGAGUAUUAUAAAAAUUCUGGUUUGUCUGAUGAGGCCAUGAAACAAAAGAUGAAUGAAUGCUCCCGACAUCGCGCCAAGUAUAUUCCACCAAGUACGCCAGAGCAUUUCUGGUCAAUAGGCUUUCCUGACACAGCAGAACUUUAUGAUAAGAGUCAUUGUCAAAAAAGUGAAACUCCAAUGAAAAGUGAAAAGAACCCUCGCAGGCGCAGACGUCUUGAAAAGCGUUUCAAAUCUCGAAAUGAGGAAGACUUUCCUGUAAGCUAGAAGCUUUUAUAGGGGUAGAAAAAGUAGAAAGAAACUAGAGACAGGGUUUGUGAUUGUACUUAACAAGUUCAAGUCUUGAUUGCAACCACAUAAUGUAUAUAUAUAUAUUGAAAAUUUAUAGUGUCAUGUGUUGAUGUAAAAUCCAGAUGGAAAUUACUUUGUGAAUUUAAGUAAAAUUUUUGACAAGUGUUCUGUUGCCAUGAAACUUUCAAGUGGUACAUUAUUGUAGAUUUUUUUCAACUUUGUCAAAGCUAAAUAACAAAAGAAAACUCAGGCUUAAGUUAAAAUAAUACACUAGGUAGUAGUACAAUAUUUUUGUGCAUAUAACCUGCGGGUUAUACAAAUUUUUACAAAUGAAUAGCAGCUGUGCUGGGUAAACAAAAUUCAUUUUACUCAUAAACAUAGCUUAACUGAAACUAUUGACACACCGGUGGGUCUUUAUACCUCCUAUAGUUUGCUGUUAGGCUUUGAAAAGAAAACAAAUAGUACAGAUGGGGCAGAUAAUCUUCAAUAUCCAUGAUAAGCAACAACUUUAUGUACUGGCUGUUUCGGCAAGUCACACUUUGCACAUGUGGCGUAUAUAAAUGUGCAGGGUGUACAAUUUUGUUUGACUGUUUGUUACUUUUUUUUUAAUUUAUGCUGGGUAUAUGCGCCAAAAUAGGUAAACCUUGUUGGAGAUGGUUGGGGGCAUCUAAUGUAUAGGUAGUCACUGUUUCAGUUAUAAAGUGUUAGGCACAUAGUUGUUAAAGACAAGCUUUGCUCUAUAAAUAUUUAAUUACACUUCUAAACAAAUUCAAUUGAACUCAUAAUUACUUGCCACGUUUAUUGUACCGGUAUUACAGCAUAGUGGUUAAGUGUUACAGUGCUCGCCUUCCAAAGCUGAAGUUUUAAACUUGAAAUCUCAACCAAGUUUAGAUUUAGAUUUUAGUUUAGAUUUUUACUAUGACUAUUUAGGUCAUCAGUGUCCAUCUAGCUCUGUGUUUCUGAUGGUGGUUUGUGCUGCUGUUCACACCACCCCACCUCUUCCAAACUUUAGCCCUUCAUACAAACAAGUACAUUUAAUGUCAGUGGUUCAUCGCCUUAGAUACAUUAAUUGUAUGAAGACCCACCAAUAGUGAACGAAAUAAAAAAGAACAGACUACGUAAGGCAGGUCACCUUGAAAGAAUGUCAGACAACAGAGGGGCGAAAAUUGUAUACAGGCAAAAACCAAAAGGCAGGCAACCCAAAGGCAGACCCCGAAUGCGAUGAAUAGAUGAUGUGCAAGCAGAUCUGAAGCAGCUUGGGGCUAGGGCGUGGAGACGAAAGGCCCAGGAGAAAUCUGAAUGGAAGGAUGUGUGGAAGCAGGUUAGAGCCCUCCAUGGGCUGUAGCGCCACUGGGAUGGAUGAAUGGUACAUCGCCUUGGUCCACUAAGUGGAAUUAGAAAGAACGUCCGUUAGAUGUAUUUUCUAAGAAAAGAUACUGUGCUCACUCCAAGUCCAAGCUACUCUUUUUUUUUUUUUUACAAUUGGUGUUUAACUGACCUUUAAGUAGUCAUAGCUUAUGGGUAUUUGAGAUUGCUUUGUUAACAUUCCUGCUUCAAAGACAAGUGUACUUUUUGUAUCCAUUUGUAUAAGAUAAUAUUUCAAAGAAUGCAAUUCUCUGAGUUAUUACCUUGAUCUCUUGUCAUAAAUUUCAAAUGAAUAGAAUUUGGGGACUUAUAAUUAAAUUGAUUGGUGUUUUAAAGAAAUUGUUUAAAAUAAUGAUCUGUGUAUGUCUUUUGGUUAUAUUUGAAAUGUACAAUUUAUUUUGUAUCAACAAUGUGAUCAUGUAUUAAAUAAGUUUACACUCUUUUACUU
Messenger RNA from Biomphalaria glabrata, 2896 nucleotides. RefSeq names its product DNA endonuclease RBBP8-like. Lineage: Eukaryota; Metazoa; Mollusca; Gastropoda; Planorbidae. Gene Ontology annotation, biological process: DNA double-strand break processing involved in repair via single-strand annealing; double-strand break repair via homologous recombination. Gene Ontology annotation, molecular function: double-strand/single-strand DNA junction binding; single-stranded DNA binding; damaged DNA binding. The record is from RefSeq and is a predicted model, not a curated record. The transcript is spliced from 7 exons. The coding region runs from base 403 to 1059 and encodes 218 amino acids. Gene Ontology annotation, cellular component: site of double-strand break.